AUGGCUACCACCAAAGUGCCUGUUUACUCGACCAACGAUUUAAAAUCUACGAGUGACGAUGCCCUAUUUCCCUACUUGACCAACCUCCCUGCACCAUACACCUUCACACCAAACUACACCAAAAGCAAUGUCCGCUUCGCACUCGGUUACAGUGCCGUUGUGAUUGCGGCAUUCACAUUCUAUGCAGACCGUUAUCUAGGCUGGGAGGCUACCACUUCACCAUGGAUUAUUACAGCGGUGGUCACAUACUUCACUCUCAACAGCGCCUUAACAUAUUGGAUCUGGGGUGUCGAAGCUGGGGAAGUAUUCUACGGAACCCGAGGAACUGGCGAAACGAUCUCUAUCUCUACGUCUGUCACAAAGAACUCCGUCCCUUACAAAAUCCACGUCGUCUAUAAGUCCCCGGCCGGCAAAGUUUUGCAAGACAAGCGCCUCGAGGCACCUUUUACACAAUGGUUUUCGGCUGAUGGUAUCUUUCACCCAAAGCCAUAUCGUGCUUGGUUGGCAAGUCAAGUUGACGUAUUGAGACUUGCGGCGGUGGAGAGGAAAAAGAAGAAUGGCGAUGGUGCCGACCUGUAA
This is a messenger RNA of Penicillium angulare, 579 nucleotides long. Its product is annotated as signal peptidase complex subunit 2. Bases 1 to 579 code for a protein of 192 amino acids. Gene Ontology annotation, cellular component: membrane; signal peptidase complex. Gene Ontology annotation, biological process: protein targeting to ER. NCBI's taxonomy places the organism in Eukaryota, Fungi, Ascomycota, Eurotiomycetes, Eurotiales, Aspergillaceae. The transcript has 3 exons. The record is from RefSeq and is a predicted model, not a curated record.